GCCAGAGUAAUACUCCUAAAUCCUUGAUAUUUGCAUUCAACCAACUCGACUCUGCCGUAACCAUGCCGGCAGACGCAGAAACCCGAAACAACAAUCUCGUCCUUACAGCACUCUUCAAGCAAAUCGAUAUUGGCGCACAUGGUGCCAUCGAUUUCAACCGUCUAGCUGAAGAUAUUGGUGUUAAUGGUCAGAAUGCUGCUCGGCAUCGCGUUAAUCGAUUCAAAAAAUGUUCUACUAGGACUGAUGGUGUGCCUCCCACUGCUGCCGAUGUCAACAACAAUCUUCUCGUUAUGGGCGCCCUUUUUAAGCAAAUCGAAAUUGGCAGGAUCGACUUCAGACGCUUGGCGAAGGACAUGGGCGUUAAUGGUCAAAAUGCUGCGAGACAUAGGUGCAAGCGGCUUCUGAAAAGUUUUGGCAUAAGCAAGCCAAGCAGAGCGGAUGGGGAAGAGGGUCGAAAUGAUAGAGGUGAUGGCGGCGGAGAUGACGAAAAGAAGCUCGGAAAGAAUCCUGGAAACAAAGAUGGGAAAGAGGACAGCAAGAAGAGCGACGAAGCAGUAUUGAAACCUGUGAAGGUCGAAGCGAACACCAAACUUGCUCGAAGAAACCCGCCUGGCUCGCCACUGAAGUUUGAGAUUACAAGGGAGGGAAGCGGUCUAGAGUCACUUAACAAAGAUGGCAAGAGAACGACAGAGGAAACGUAUGGAGAUUUGACUGGCGAGAAACAGGGGGCGAGGUUGAUGCAAAUGCCGGCGAGAAAACCCCCGAAGAUGGGUACAACGAAGAGUAUUAAAAAGAGAAAUAGGGGUAAACAAGGGAAUGAUAAUGAUACCGAGGGGGAUAACGAGGGCUUUGAGUCUGGGUUUGAGGACAUCGAUUAUACCAAGGUUGCCGAGAAGAAGAGAAGGGUUGCGGUGGACGAAUACAGUGGCGAGGAAGAUUGGGAAGCUUAGGUACACGUUGAAAUUCUACCGACCCGAAUGUACUGUGAGACUAUUCCAGAUUUGGCGUUGUAUCUCUUAGAAUAUCUGAGAAUAGGGUGUGUAGUUUGGCAUCGGCAUUGACUUUGUGUGCGAAACCUCUAUCAGGAUCUUUCAUUGCUAUGGACUAUGAAGCUUGAUUCUAGAAUACAGCCAUGAUUCAUACCAGAAGGCUUUUUCAUGAAAACUCGGUGCACAACUGUGAAACUGAGUGAUAAGUUUAUUUCCCCGUAGUAUCUUUACCUCGUCUGUUAUUAUGAGCAAAAGGAAUUCUUCCAUUUUGGUCUAGCUUCGUUCAAGAAACUGGGAAAUACAACUAUAAAGAGCUUGAUAUCCA
Molecule: messenger RNA, 1314 nt
Organism: Botrytis cinerea B05.10
Lineage: Eukaryota; Fungi; Ascomycota; Leotiomycetes; Helotiales; Sclerotiniaceae
Exons: 1
Coding region: 63-950 (295 amino acids)
Source: RefSeq, a predicted model, not a curated record